Glycine soja is the source of this 2857-nucleotide messenger RNA. Its product is annotated as F-box/LRR-repeat protein At3g48880-like. The transcript is spliced from 3 exons. The record is from RefSeq and is a predicted model, not a curated record. The coding region runs from base 1663 to 2577 and encodes 304 amino acids. Gene Ontology annotation, molecular function: protein binding. NCBI's taxonomy places the organism in Eukaryota, Viridiplantae, Streptophyta, Magnoliopsida, Fabales, Fabaceae.
UUACAUGUUUCUGUAACAUUUACAUACAAAUUAUAAGAAAAAGAAAGGAAAAAGAAGUAAAGCAUGAACGAACACCUCAGAACUUUUGCACUUCAACUCAGCUACUCAACAACGACGCCAAAAUCCUCUUCCACACCGCACACUGCUUCUUCCGUUCUCUCAAGGUAUGUCUCUUCUCACUCUCUCUCCACACAAAAAUAACAAUCACAAAGCACACACGCAUGCACUUCUACAUCUGCCUAUGUUCUUGUGUGUAAAACAAGGUGGAAUUUUGGGGUACCGGGGGUUUAGAUCUUCAUCUUAUACGAAUGACCCAGAAUUUGUUUAGUUUCCAAGAGUUUUUUUCUGUGUGUUUUCAUUUCUGGGUGUCUGGAAUCGAGAAUUCAAGAUCCUAGGCUGAUUGGUCCUUCAUGGACUGCUUCGGUUUUGGAUUUGGUGCUUUCGAGAUAUGGUGUGGCUGAGAGUUACGAUUUAUUUUCGUUGAGGCUUUUUUGUGAAACAUGAGUAAUUGUUUUGACAUGAAAGUUUUGAAGUUGUCGUAAGUGGUGGGUGAGUGAAGCACGAGUAAUUGGAGAGUUCGAUUCAAUGAGCGCCAAUUGUUUUGUAAGUUUGUUCGGUCUGAUUAAUUGUUCAUUCUCCCACUCAUUUAACAUCCAAUUUUCAUUUUCGAUGACCAAGUUUUGUUUUUGAGUGAAUGUGGUUUGGACGCCUAAUCAACUCUACUUGGUAUUUGUUCGUCUUUUCUGUUCUCACAUCUCUAAGUUUUUUUUGUUUUUUUCUACUCCAUGAGAAUCAUGGAGUGGAAUUAAUGAUGUUUAGUGAAGAGUUCAUGGGAAUCGUUAAUUGUUUUUGGAGAUGCCAUGUAGGUGAUUUAGCAUUUUAUCUAUGUCUAAUUUGUAAGUUCAGGCGAAAAUGAUUGAGUUCAAUAACCAUGGGCCAGAGUUGUAUCCAUGAUGGUUCUUGAAUCUUGACGAUGAAUGUGAACUUCUUUCUCUCUGUCUAAAUUUUUUUUCACAGGGUGAAGGUAAAAAAUUAUUAGCCCAUGCACAUUAAUAAGGUGCUGAUACUCGGUAUUUCCAAUUAUUUAAUUAACUAAUGACUAACACCGUAUGUUAGAAAUGAGGCGUUUGGUAGAAGGACUCUUUUAGGGUUCACAGAAAUCUUAAGUUGGGGAUGUGAAAUUCGUAUUAUUCAUUGGAAAAGUCUUGAGAUCUCCGUUGGUGGCAAGAUGACUUCAAGUUGGGACUGACGGUGGAGCACAACAGUGGCUUUGGCAGAGCAGAUGGUGGUGGUGCUCCUGCAGAGACUAUGAUGCCGAAGUCACAAGAUAGAGGUGAGUGAAAAAAUGAAUGGAUGAAUACCUGUUGAAGAAAGGAUGUCUUGCAUAGUGUGGAAUCUGGCAGGAAAAACGGAUAUUCUGUUAUCAAGCAUGUGGCAAGUCGGUCAUUCUUACAUGUGGUGGCGUGGCAACGAGAUAAGUGGAUGAGAGGGGUUGGAAUGUCGUCUUAUGAAGGUCGGGUGCUAGAUGUCAGUUAAGUUAUGAUCGAUGGCGGCCAGGUGACGCGAAGCCUAUGGCGGUAAAGUGAAGGCGGAACAUGUCCAGAACACGUAGUUUGGUUUCUUUACACUGAAAUUCAGUAAGAAAUUUGGAAAACUGGCAUAAUGGAAGACAACGACUACAUAAGGAGAUGGGAGGAUCUGGACAUAGAUAUUUUGGUGAAGAUUUUUCAGUUGCUUGACAUUUUUGAGUUGACAUCCGGCAUCUCUCGUGUUUGUAGUGCAUGGCGCUUGGCAUGUUGUGAUCCACUUCUCUGGAAAACACUAGAUUUGUCGAUGUUAAGAUCUAACUUCAUCAAGAUCCCAUUAGAGCCAUUUGUUUAUGUUGAUGGACGAUCUGAUAGGACAUUAACGCGUAUAUUGAAGAUUUCCCUGAGUCUCAGCCAGCAGAGUAUAAUGACUUUGAUCUUCCAUUUCAACUUGUACGUAAGUGAUGAACAGUUGACAUACACUGCUGAAAGGUGCCCACAGCUCAGGCGACUCGUUCUGCCAGCUUGGAACAGAAUCAAGAAACCAGGAAUGUGCAAAGCCAUUCGUGGCUGGAAAGAGUUAGAGUCCCUGACAAUGCCUUGUAUAGCAAAUCCACCAUAUAUUUUGGAGGAAAUCUCAACGCACUGCAAGAACUUUAGCGAACUCAAGAUUAUGGGGCCAUGUGACAUUUUCUUUGCUUCAUCACUUGCUGCGUUUCUUCCAAAAUUAAGAGUCUUGAGCCUACGAUGCUCAAUGCUAUAUAAGGAUGUUCUCAUUCUCAUCCUUGACAGCUUACAACACUUGGAAGUGCUCAACAUAUCACAUUGUGUUCUGAUGGAAGCCCUCCCAGCUCCUCAACAGAAAAGAAUCAUUAAAGAAAUUGAUGUGACUAUUCGUCAGAAGGCUUCUCGGUUACGUGAAUUUCUCACAUGCAUGGAAGACUCAUGUGUCAUGUGCCAACGAACAAGAACUGAUGAAGGACUGAUUAGGUGGUACAAGUACGAGGAAGGGCUUUGGAAAACAGAUGAGGUGAGGUCUCUCUCACUUUAGGCAAUCGGAAGCGAUCUAGUUGUUAAUGCUCAUGUCACAUUUUCUGUUGUUAAGUAAUGCUGCCACCUUAAGUGUAGAUCCAAAUAAACAAAGUUUAAUUCUUACAGAUGAAUGCUGUUGCACCCUCUAGGAGUUAGCCAAAUCUUGUAACUGUAUAUAGGAACAAUAAGUUUUGUUUCUGUAGUUGGUUUCAUUUUGAGAAGUGUUCUAAAUCAUGAAAAUUUGUUAAGACAGUAAUUAUGGUUCUUUAUAGAAGUGUGAUGAGAUUAGUUUUGGGCUA